AUGGAUGAACUUGAUUUGGUGCUUUCAGGUGAAAGAGUCCCCAUUGACCACGAUGAAUUGAUUCCUGGUACAGUCCAUUUGGUGGAUGUUGCCCACAAUUUACAUAUUCAAAGAAAAGGUGAAUCCGAUAUUAUUCUUCAGCCUCAACCCCUGAAGAAUGUCAAUGAUCCUUUGCGCUGGUCGCAAAGAAAGAAGAAUUUGCAGUUUUUGCUUUUAUUCAUUUGGUCAUUCUUUUUAGCUGUUACAGUUAAUUGGUCGGGUCCAUUCUGGACCGAGUGGACCGAGGAGUUCAACUGUACUUACGACCAGUUGAACGUGUCUUCAGCAUUGUGUUUCUUAUUUUUGGGCUUGGGAUGUCUUUUCCUCCAGCCAACUGCCAUGAAGUUGGGUAGACGAUUCGUUUAUUUGACAUGUACGCUCUUGGCUAUCGUUGCCAAUGCAAUUGGUAUCAAUGCCACCAAUGUCCAGUACUUAAUGGCUAUCAACGCCAUCUCGGGUUUCGCUGCUGCCCCAGUCGACUCUUUGGUUGAGAUUUCCUCCACAGAUGUUUUUUUCACUCAUGAGAGAGCUUCCAAGUUGUCCUGGUUGGUCUUAGCUUUGUACUUUGGUUCUGAUAUCGGACCAGUCGUUGCUGGCUACUUACCAGACUGGAGAUGGGCUUUCAGACUCCAGGUCAUUAUUUUCUGUGUUUUGUUCGUAUUCCAGCUUUUCUUGAUGGAGGACUCCACAUUUGCUCGUAAGGAUGAAGACGAGCUGACAGAAGAGAAUAUUUUGGAACAAAUGCGUUCCAGGGAAAUCGUUUUAUCUGCCGUUGAGUCAGGUGUUGUUUCAGAGAAGGACAACAAGAUCAAGCAUAUUAUUAGCGGAGCAAACUCUGAAGAAUCUGGAGAAGAAGAAUUGGAGGGUACCAAGAGAGGAUACUGGAAGUCCAUGCAACUUUUGGAGUUAGAGUUCAAUGAGCGCAGACCAUGGCAUGUCAUUUUCAUCCGUCCAUUCUUCAUGAUUUCUUUCCCUGCUAUCAUCUGGGGUGGUAUUUCUUAUGGUGCUCAAAUGAUGUGGUUAUCCUUGCUUGCCACUACCCAGUCCGAAAUCUACACCACCUACUAUAAUUUCUCCACUGCUAGCACUGGUUUGACCAACUUGGCUCCAUUGAUUGGUUCCUUCUUUGGAAUGUUGUAUGGUGGCCCCUUCGUUGAUUGGUUAUCUAUCAAGAUGGCCAAGAGAAACAACGGUAUCUUGGAAGCGGAAUUCAGACUUUGGCCUACUAUUGGUGUUAUGGUAAUCAACGCAGCUGGUUUGUUGGCUUACGGUUUAGGUUCCGUAAAUGUGGAACCAUGGCCUCUCUCGGUUGUUGUUGGUCAAGGAUUCCUUGGUUUCGCCAUGAGUUCUUCUGGUCCAAUUACGAUGACUUACGCAAUUGAGUGUUAUCCUAAGUUGGCUUCUGAGGGUUUGGUGUUGAUGUUGUUUGUGAGAAACCUCAUUGGUACUGGUUUCACCUGGGCUCUUCAAGCUUGGCUCGAUCACAACGGCCUCACUGUGGUUACUUGGUUGAUGUUUAUGCUCUCCCUUGUUAUCAAUGGUGCAUUCAUCAUCUUCAUUAUUUGGGGUAAGACUUUCAGAAAGAUGACCAGAAGUUACUACUACAAAAUUUCUAACAAGAACUUCCCUUUUAACUAA
Sungouiella intermedia is the source of this 1677-nucleotide messenger RNA. The record is from the annotation of a GenBank genome assembly. Lineage: Eukaryota; Fungi; Ascomycota; Pichiomycetes; Serinales; Metschnikowiaceae.